Biomphalaria glabrata is the source of this 1841-nucleotide messenger RNA. RefSeq names its product DALR anticodon-binding domain-containing protein 3-like. The transcript has 13 exons. The record is from RefSeq and is a predicted model, not a curated record. Bases 30 to 1769 code for a protein of 579 amino acids. Gene Ontology annotation, biological process: arginyl-tRNA aminoacylation; tRNA C3-cytosine methylation. Lineage: Eukaryota; Metazoa; Mollusca; Gastropoda; Planorbidae. Gene Ontology annotation, molecular function: arginine-tRNA ligase activity; ATP binding; tRNA binding.
UUAUUCUACUUCCGGUAUAAACAAGCAAUAUGGCGUCCUCCAUAACGCAAGAAAUUUUGCAAAACAUUGAGUUAAAUUUUAUUGCUGUUUUAAACAGCUUUGCUUUAGAUCUUAAUAAAAUUAGAUCUAAGUCAGGCAUUGUACGCAAGAAAACAAGAGACUUGAAGUCAGGCGACAUCAUUAUUCCAGCUGGAUGCGUUCAACUUGAUAAUGAUAAUCCCUUGCAAGUAGCGGAGAUACGUGAAACAUUAAUAUCCAUGCUUGCUUUUGACAAAAAUUGUAUUCAAAAUGCCAAAUUUGAUGAGUUUAGCUUCUUAGCUAUUUAUUUAGACAGAAGUAAGAUUUUUAAAACAGUCUUCAGUGAGGUUGGCUGUCAAGGAUCAGCUUAUGGAUUUCAAACACCAUCUGGAAGAAAUAUUUUACUUCACGCACCAAAUAAGCUAAAGGGCUGUUCUAUGUUUUUGAGUGAUCUUCGCCUCCUUGUGGUUCAGAGCCAUGUUAUACGACUGUUGGAAGCCAACGGCUAUACAGUCCUACACAAAAAUAAAGUGGAAGAAAUUAGCAGAGACUUAGAUAUUACAGAGUUGCUUGAUAGUACUGAUGACAGUUCACCAGCAGCCACCACUGAAAUCAACAGUAAGCCUCCCAGCUCAUCACAAUUUAUGGAUUCAUUAAAAAAAUUGAGCUUGGACCCCGAUGAGUCAAAGCGUCUGGCUAUUGAACCAGAAGAUGCAUCUGUUUCCACUGAUGAUUGUCAGGCAAAUGCCACAGAUCAACAUGAAGCAUCAUCUAAAAAUUUGAUGCUGAACUUGAAGCGGAUUAUCUACGACAAAGAUUUGCGGGUAGGGAAAGAUGGAUAUAGCAAAAAUAUCAACAAAGUAAAAAUUUUUGAAGAUGGAACUCCUACUCCUCUUUUAAAAGAUGCUUUGAUUGAAAGUGAAGCCGUAACAAGUUUAACACAUGGACAAAUAACCUGCGGAUGUCUGCAUAUUGUGCCUCAAAGUCAGUCCUACAGACAGCAACAGAUUCGUUUGAUUAGAUUAGUACUUCUUGAUCAAAGUUUUUCAGAGAGUCAGAUUGUUGUUGGGUCUGUCAUUCAGAAAGGAAAGACUGUGCCAGACUCUGCUCAAAGUUUCUACAGAGCACGCUACCAGCAAAUGAAGGAAGCAUCAGAGAUGAGAUAUGGUCCUGAUAUUGAUGCCUCAGAGAUUGUGAGACGAGUCAAUUUGUUAACCAGCGCAAGUAUCAAAGUUGAUCUGCUGGGAAAUGAUUCUCAUAAUGAACUUCAUCUAGAGGUUGCUGAAACUGACAGACCAGCAGAGAGCAGGCUUGGUUCGUUCAUUCUCUACAACACGGCCAGAGUGGCAGCUCUAUUGAAUCAGUUUAAUGAAAAAGUCAGUAAAGGUUUUUAUCCCCCAUUACCACCAGUGGAUGAAGUGAAUUUUGCUUUAUUGAGAGAAGAGGAAGAUUGGGAACUUGUAUUUCUAUUUAUAGCAGAGUUUCCCACCAUUGUAAAACAGACUGUUGAAGUUGUGUUCCCUAAGGAUGGCAAAUAUUUAGCCAAAAUACACACCCACAAAAUCACAAAAUUUUUGGAAUCCUUUUGUAAAUGUCUGAGUGCCCAUUACAGUAGAUAUCAUAUAUUGUCUGGUAAUGAGGAGCAUCUACUUCCUGUGAUGUAUGCCAGGUUGUAUCUAAUGCGGUCAGCCCAUAGAGUCUUGUUGAACUGCUUACAUCUUCUGGACAUUGAUGCUUUGUCACAACUUUAAUGACAUCAUUAUCUCCCUUCUCUUUAACUGAAAGUCUUUCCCAUGUGUAAAAUAAAAAAUUUUAAAAAGUUU